Messenger RNA from Gamsiella multidivaricata, 2447 nucleotides. Its product is annotated as WD40-repeat-containing domain protein. The transcript is spliced from 10 exons. Gene Ontology annotation, molecular function: protein binding. The record is from RefSeq and is a predicted model, not a curated record. Lineage: Eukaryota; Fungi; Mortierellomycota; Mortierellomycetes; Mortierellales; Mortierellaceae. The coding region runs from base 247 to 2361 and encodes 704 amino acids.
GCCAGUGUUCUGAUUCAUCUCUUCUGAUUCACACCUCGUCAUCCCACUCUUCUUUCUCCUUCCCAGGAUCAUCUUUUGGCGUGUCUUCCCUAAUUUCAACAGCAUCAGUUUGCCUUUUUUUCAUCUUCAGCUCUUUCAGGAAUACAACCAACAGGCAGUAAACCGUCAGGGAGGAUCGAGCCCAACAUCAUUACUACCGAAUAAAAUAAAAAAAAGUGCCCUUCAUCGCGAUCCCUUCAUUCCUAAAUGUCGGGAAUAUACAACCAUCGCCCUAUGGUUCCUGGCCGUAGUGCCGGUGUGCCUGAAUGGCUCGAUCUCAUCAAGCAAGAGUUCGACAGCUUGAGUCACGAAGCUAUGGUCGCCAAAGCACAGCGCGACGAAUGUGAACACAAGAUCAACAACCAAAUCCAAGAAAUGGACGCCUUUCGAAGAGCUCUGUACGAACUCGAGAGGAAACACGAAUCCAUGAAGAGCCAAUACCAUAUGGUAGAGGAAGAGGUUGUACGACUGAGACGCGAGGUCGAGCAGCGCGGAGGAGUCGUUCAACUGCCACACCAAAUGUCGCAUACUCAACCGCCCCCACCCAACAUCGGACACGGUCAAUCGAAUCUCUUCGGGAACAUUAUUAGUGGAGGCCCUGGGGGUCCUGGCUUGAUUGCGCCGCCUCAGAUGGUCGAUCCCUCGCAACAGCAGCAGCAACAACAACAGCAGCAACAGCAGGCCCAACAGCAACAGCAGCAACAGCAGGCUCAACAAACUCAACAGCAGCAACAGGCUCAGCAGCAGCAUCAUAUGCAGCAGGUCCAGCAUCAUCAACAGCAACAGCAUAUGCAACAACAGCAGCAGCAGCAGCAAGCGCAGCAACAGCAUCCUUAUGGUGGACCAAACAUGCCUCCUGGACCAGGAGGAUCUCACUCGCCUUAUUUGAACGGAAGUAAUGGUCUGUCUCAACAAGGCCAGCCCCAGCCAAAGCGAUUCAAGACCGAGAGCGAUGGAACUCGUUUCAAGACGGAGGGAGAUGUUCCGUCACCAGGCCCUUCUGGCAGUAUGUACGGAAAUAUGUCGCCUAACGCUCACGGUAACCCCAACGGACAACCUGCAGGAGUGGGUCCUGGUUACAAUUCGCCUGUCCCACCACCAUCCUCAAAGCAGCCUGCCAAACCUGGAAAGGGAGGCGCAUAUGUUCAGGCAAAGGAAGAAGCUGGUUCUCCGGCAGGGUCUGCUAACAACAAGCGGAAAUCCGGCGUAACUUCCUCGACCCCAACUACUGUGGCCCGUACAGGAAGGGGAGCCAACACGCCUUCAUCCAACUGGAGCGAUGAUCCCGAUAACGUCCCACCGCAAUUGAAGCGCGAGGGUCCUGACUGGUUUGCAAUUUCGAAUCCCAAAGUUCCGCAGCAAUUGAAGGUUGAUCUUGUUCACACAAUGGAACACACCAGUGUGGUUUGCUGUGUCCGGUUCAGCGCCGACGGCAAAUACCUUGCUACAGGAUGUAACCGCAGUGCCCAGAUCUUUGAUAUUCAGUCAGGCCAGAGCGUUUGCGUUCUUGCGGAUGACACUGCUGGAAAGGAUGAUCUUUAUAUUCGCUCGGUUUGCUUCAGUCCUGACGGAAAGUUCCUUGCUACCGGUGCCGAAGACAGGCAAAUCAGGAUUUGGGAAAUUGGUCGCAAAAAGAUCCGCAUGAUAUUGAAGGGCCAUGAUCAGGAUAUUUACUCAUUGGACUUCUCGCGGGAUGGGCGGAUUAUUGUUUCGGGAUCUGGGGAUCAGACUGCGCGCGUGUGGGACAUGGAGACCGGCAAAUGUUUGUUCGUCCUGACAGUAGGCGAUGCAAAUAUCAAGGACGCCGGCGUGACCUCGGUUGCUAUUUCACCGGAUGGUCGUCUUGUUGCGGCUGGAUCACUGGACCGGAUGGUUCGUGUCUGGGACACUCAUUCUGGUCAAUUAUUAGAAAAGUUGGAGGGACACAAGGACUCCGUUUACAGCGUUGCAUUCGCGCCCGAUGGCAAGACCCUUGUCUCUGGAAGUUUGGACCGCACAUUAAAAUCAUGGGAUCUCGGUCUUAUUGGCAGAAAUGGACAGAAUGGUGCAGCAAGGGGCACGAUAUGCAAGGCAACGUUCAACGGACACAAAGAUUUUGUGCUUUCCGUUGCCGUUUCUCCAGAUGGCAAGUGGGUCGUCUCUGGCUCUAAGGAUCGUGGAGUUCAGUUCUGGGACCCUAGUACGACAGCAGUUCAAUUCAUGCUUCAAGGACACAAGAACUCAGUUAUUUCUGUUGCCCUGAGUCCAGCCGGUACAUACUUUGCCACUGGUUCAGGCGAUACCCGUGCCCGUGUUUGGAGUUACGAGUCCACCCAGGAAUGAUAUCAGUAGUAGUAGUAGAUAGAGUUGUCUUGCUUUUUCUUUUGCCUCUCUCAGUCGAGACGUAAAACAAAUGGCGGCAAGGGAAC